Messenger RNA from Chiloscyllium plagiosum (whitespotted bambooshark), 1477 nucleotides. It is a transcript of the gene hes1, whose product is annotated as hes family bHLH transcription factor 1. The record is from RefSeq and is a predicted model, not a curated record. Lineage: Eukaryota; Metazoa; Chordata; Chondrichthyes; Orectolobiformes; Hemiscylliidae. Gene Ontology annotation, molecular function: DNA binding; protein dimerization activity. Gene Ontology annotation, biological process: regulation of DNA-templated transcription.
AAGUUUCACACGAGCCGUUCGCGUGCAAUGCCAGAUAUAAAUAGAGGCGGCCAGAGCGGCGGCUCUGCAUUCACAUCACUGAUAAUAACACAAGUAAAGCAAUAGACAGACAGGGAGCCUCAUAAAAUAAAAGUGCACCGCCCGCCUUGGAAAUAAACUCGCAGGUUACCAGACGCGGAAAGAAGACAAACACACACUCACAUAUUUUUAAAGAAAGCUACAGAUCGCAAGGAACAGAUCGCUUCAUUCUAAUCUGCUGGAAACUUGUCUCAGAAAAUGCCAGCAGAUAUCAUGGAGAAAGCGUCCUCCUCCCCCGUGGCUGCCACCCCAGCUAGUUUAAACGCUACGCCAGAUAAGCCAAAAACGGCUUCUGAAAAUCGGAAGUCAUCCAAACCAAUUAUGGAGAAGCGGCGCCGGGCUAGAAUCAAUGAAAGCUUAAGUCAACUUAAAACUCUAAUCUUGGAUGCGCUGAAGAAGGAUAGUUCCAGACAUUCAAAGUUAGAAAAAGCUGACAUCCUGGAAAUGACAGUGAAACAUCUUCGAAAUCUGCAGCGUGUCCAAAUGACUGCUGCUUUGAGUACAGACCCAACAGUUCUGGGCAAAUACCGAGCGGGUUUCAGUGAGUGCAUGAACGAAGUGACCCGAUUCUUGUCUACCUGCGAAGGGGUUAACACAGAAGUCCGAACCAGACUGCUCAGUCACUUGGCAAACUGCAUGUCUCAGAUCAACGCCAUGAACUACAGCCAGGCGGCCCCCAGCCCAGCUGUGAGCGGCAGCUCCCACGCUGCUUUUGGACAACCCCUCCACGUCCAGUUGCCGGGAUCAGGAGGCAGCGGCAUGCCCCUGAACGGAGUCAACAUGCCUUGCAAACUGGCGGCUGCUGAGGCGAUGCCCGCUGCAGCGAAGGUCUACGGCGGUUUCCAGCUUGUGCCAGCGUCAGACGGCCAGUUUGCCUUCCUCAUUCCCAACACGGCGUUUGGACCCAAUGGACAGCUAACGGCAGGACCGGUCAUCCCUUUGUAUGCCAAUGCCAACGUGAGCGCGUUGCCCUCCGCCCUGUCUCCGGCCAGCAGGUCCCCAGUACAACAGCCCGCUAUCACCCCAGUAGCCGGCUUCCCGCUUCCACUCUCGGCUGCCACCACUGCAGUCAGUCCGGUCAGUGUGAAUGGACCGACAGAUUCCUCAGAUUCCGUCUGGAGACCUUGGUAACUGGGGCAUUUCGCGAAAAACAAGUGACUGGAAACUUUCUUUUCAAAAGCAAAAAGACUAUUGUUUUUAAAGUCCAUUUGAUGUAUAGAAUUGUAUAACAAUGUCCACAUUGUGCACUAUAUUUGUACAUACUUCUAAUCUUCAUAUCGAAUUGCAUUUGUCUUCUCAAGAUAUCUUUUUUUUUGCUGUGUUGAAAUGCCAAAGAUUAAACUGAAUGCUCUUAAAAGUAACUUCCUUUUUUUUGGAAGAUUUAUAUUUGAAAUAAAAA